Molecule: messenger RNA, 2745 nt
Organism: Cucurbita pepo subsp. pepo (vegetable marrow)
Lineage: Eukaryota; Viridiplantae; Streptophyta; Magnoliopsida; Cucurbitales; Cucurbitaceae
Product: phospholipase A1 PLIP2, chloroplastic
Biological process (GO): lipid metabolic process
Molecular function (GO): glycerophospholipid phospholipase A1 activity
Source: RefSeq, a predicted model, not a curated record
UUCCUUGUUUCUCUCUCUUGCCUGUCUCUCUCUAAAUACGUGUGUACGAAUUUCUCGUCGGAGUUCAACAGGACAACCCAAAUUCAAAGAUCGUGGCAAUCGUUGGAGUCUAUUUUAUACGCUGUUGCUUGCGUGAAUCUCGUGUAAUUAUCGGAAUCUGAUUGUAAUUUUUGAUCGAUAUAACUCUUGAGACCCAAAGCCAAAGAAGAAACAGAGUAUUUUGUUUAUUGGAAAUCGGUUUUGGAAACAACGAAGUGAUGGAUAUCUUCUGUUUGAAUCCUGGAACCUAUGGGAUUUCUUCGUCGUUUUCAGUGAAUGCGGCUCUUGAUGUUCGUGCGAAUCCAUCUCAGGUCAGUACAACCGGUAGGUCGGCGGCGGCGGCGGCGGUUGAGAAACCGCAGAAAAUGAUUUCGCCGUCUUCGUCGUCUUCUUCAUCUUCGUUUCGGAAGUUUUCUUUGAAGCAUCCUCUGCAAUCGCUGUGGAGUCGGAGUGGUGAAGCUGGGAAUCCGAGGCGAGGCGGUUUGGCGCUUGACGACGCCGUUUUGGUAGAGAGUGAAAACGAUCGGAGAGUCGUUCUUGAGGAGGAAAGUGAGAAUGUAGCAAUUGGAUCGGAGUGGAGAGAUGGAAAUUGGGUGAUGAAGAUUUUAAGAGUGAGAUCUCUGUGGAGAGAGGAAGAGAAGCAGGGAAAUGCUGAGGAAGUGGUUGAAAACGAGAUGGACGAAGAUCGAGCAAGUGCUUGUGAUGGAGAAGAGGGCUGUGAUACUUGCAGAAUCGUUGAGGAAGAAGAUGAAGAACAGAUUGAAUUUGAUGAACACUCGUUUUCCAGAUUGCUAAGACGGGUUUCGUUGGCUGAAGCGAGGUUAUAUGCUCAAAUGUCGUAUCUAGGGAACCUCGCGUACUCCAUUUCCGAAAUUAAGCCGAAGAACCUGCUGAGGCAUUAUAAUUUACGCUAUAUAACUUCUUCAAUAGAAAAGAGGGAAAUAGUUAUGAAAACUGAGAAAAACCAAGAGCCAUCUGAAUCUAAAGAGGCUGAAAAGGAUCUAAAAAAUGAUGAACAAUGUGAAGAACAGAAGGAUGGAUAUCAAAUAAGUGCAUCUACAGCUUAUGAGAUUGCUGCCUCUGCUGCUUCUUAUUUGCAUUCUCAUACCAGAAACAUACUUCCAUUCAGAUCCUCUAAAAUUGGGGAUUCGCUUGAAGCAAGUCAGAACAAUGUUGACAUGAUGAAUUCAGAGAUGGCUUCUUUGAUGGCAACCACCGACUCGGUUACUGCUGUUGUUGCUGCAAAGGAGGAAGUGAAGCAGGCUGUUGCAGAUAAUUUGAAUUCGACUCGGUCAUCACCUUGCGAAUGGUUCGUGUGCGACGAGGUUGAGAGCGGUACAAGAUUCUUCAUCAUCCAGGGAUCUGAGUCACUGGCAUCUUGGCAAGCAAAUUUGCUUUUUGAACCCAUUGAUUUCGAGGGACUAGGAGUCCUUGUCCACAGAGGAAUCUAUGAGGCUGCUAAAGGAAUAUAUGAACAGAUGCUGCCUGAUGUACUCGAACAUCUACGAUCUCAUGGUAACCGCGCAAACUUUCGGUUUACGGGGCAUUCUCUCGGGGGAAGCUUGGCACUGCUUGUAAAUCUCAUGCUCUUGAUAAGAAAUAAGGUCCCUGUUUCUUCCUUGCUUCCUGUCAUUACAUUUGGUGCACCAUCCAUAAUGUGUGGAGGUGACCACUUACUUCGCAAGCUCGGUUUGCCUCGGAACCAUCUUCAAGCUGUUACAUUACAUAGAGACAUAGUACCACGAGCAUUCUCGUGCCAGUAUCCGAACCAUGUCGCAGAACUUCUUAAAGCUGUCAAUAGGAACUUCCGGAAUCAUCCAUGUCUAAUUAACCAAAAAUUGCUGUAUGCACCAAUGGGCGAGCUUCUAAUUCUGCAGCCCGAUCAUAAAUUCUCUCCAAGCCAUGAUCUUCUUCCUUCAGGCAGUGGUCUGUAUCUUUUAAGCUGUCCACAACCUGAUGCCAAUGAUGCAGAGAAGCAACUCCGAGCAGCACAAAAGGUAUUCUUAAACACGCCGCAUCCACUCGAGACCCUCAGCGAUCGAUCCGCGUAUGGUUCAGGUGGAACUAUCCAAAGAGAUCACGACAUGAAUUCAUACCUAAGGUCAAUUCGAGGAGUGAUUCGUCAAGAGCUAACCCGCAUAAGGAAAACAAGGAGAGAACAUCGGCGCAAGGUCUGGUGGGCUCUCGUGUCUCCAAACAACGUCGAUAUAGGAAUCAUCAUCGGACAGCCUGCCAAUUCAAUCUCUGGUAUCCUGCAAACGGGACGAGAGUCGUUGAGACGGUUGAGUAGGCUUGUUGCUUCACAGCAUAUGAAUCUGCUUGUGGUGCUGCUGCUCCCUGCUAGAUUGCUAUUACUUGAAGUCAAUGGGUGGUUGGUUAGAACUUAAAAGACUACGCUCUAGUUCUUGUUUAUUCGGUUGGCCAAACAGUUCAAAGAUUCUUUAUUCAUUGGUUCCAAAAUAUAGACAGCAACAUCAUCAUCGACAUCGACUCGUGUUGCUGGUUCAAUAUUAUGUGUUGUUGGAACAAAAUUCCUUUUCAACUCCAAGAAACAGUUGCUUGUACACAAUUCUUGUUCUUGUUCUUCGUCUGUAAUUAACUUUGAAUGGUGCUUUCGGUCUAUUGUUGUAAAGGUCGUCGUAAUCUAUUACAAUCAACAUGAGUUAGGCGGUCGUAAGAUUACGACUAACAUGAGUUAUUGUUGCA